This is a messenger RNA of Paralichthys olivaceus (Japanese flounder), 1047 nucleotides long. Lineage: Eukaryota; Metazoa; Chordata; Actinopteri; Pleuronectiformes; Paralichthyidae. The record is from RefSeq and is a predicted model, not a curated record.
GCGGCCCCGACUAGUCGAGCUCAGAGUGAUAGAUGAGUAGUUUUGAAAAACCAGCGCGAUCUUUGUUUUGUUUUGUUUCGUGAAGUUGUUUCUGUCCAGAUGUUUCCACAGUUUCACGUUUAUUUCUUUGUCUAAUUUCAAUGAUAGAAAAUCGUCCGGUUCCCGGGUUGAGGUCGCGGAUAUGUCGACAAAGAAACUGGCCAAACAGCUGGGGUUGUUGAGGCAGAGGAGCCAGUCUUCCUCUGGGUCAAAGAAAACACUGGUGUCCAAUCAGAUAUUUUCAUACCUGAUAGUGAUCGACUUUGAGUCCACUUGCUGGAGAGAGAAAAACCACUACAGCCCGGAAAUUAUUGAGUUUCCUGCUGUUCUGCUGAACACUUCCUCGGGGGAAGUCGAGUCUGAGUUUCACACGUAUGUUCAACCCCAGGAGCACCCCACCCUGUCCGAGUUCUGCACCGAGCUGACCGGGAUUGCACAGAUGCAAGUUGAAGCAGGGAUCCCGCUGCGGAUCUGUCUGUCUCGGUUCUGUCGCUGGCUGCAAAACCUGCAGCUUGAGAAGAGUGUGGUGUUUCCCAACAAACAACAGAAGUGUUCUCCAACUUCACCUUCUCAAAAACUGUGUACUUUCCUCACGUGGUCAGACUGGGAUCUUGGAGUUUGUUUGCAGUACGAGUGUAAACGAAAGCAGCUGAGUAAACCUGACGUUCUCAACAGCUGGAUAGAUCUGAGAAGCACAUACAGACUCUUUUACGACAGGAAACCCAAAGGCCUGAAUGGGGCACUUCAAGAUCUCGGAAUAAAGUUUUCAGGAAGAGAACAUUCAGGUUUGGAUGAUUCCCGAAAUACAGCUCAGCUGGCAGCGAGGAUGAUGAGGGAUGGGUGUGUGAUGAAGAUCACUAGAAGCCUUGAGAGGGUGAGUGGCUAUCGUCCAGCGCAUCCCAGCUCCUAAAUACCUGGCCCCCUCCUGUCUCCAAAAGCAAAACCUGUCAUGGAUGUCGACCAAGAUAAAUGGAGAUCUUCAUGGUUGAAGCUUAUUUGUUUCUGAGA